Molecule: messenger RNA, 5913 nt
Organism: Leopardus geoffroyi (Geoffroy's cat)
Lineage: Eukaryota; Metazoa; Chordata; Mammalia; Carnivora; Felidae
Gene: DCAF5
Product: DDB1 and CUL4 associated factor 5
Exons: 9
Coding region: 179-3022 (947 amino acids)
Biological process (GO): negative regulation of fatty acid biosynthetic process
Cellular component (GO): Cul4-RING E3 ubiquitin ligase complex; cytoplasm
Molecular function (GO): protein binding
Source: RefSeq, a predicted model, not a curated record
CCCUCUGGAAGCCGCGAACGCCACCGAGUGUCUGCACACCUCGCUCCGUCUGCCAUGGCUGGUUAAAGAACCAUCCGGAUCGCAGCGCGGGGGGAGGGCUGGGUGGGGGGAGAGCGGCGGCCGCGCGUGAGGCCGAGGGAGGGGCGGCGGCGCGAGCGGCGGCGGCGGCGGUUCCAGCAUGAAGAGGAGAGCUGGCCUGGGGGGCAGCAUGAGGUCAGUGGUGGGCUUCUUGUCCCAGCGGGGCUUGCAUGGGGACCCCCUGCUCACUCAGGACUUUCAGAGGAGACGCCUGCGGGGCUGCAGAAACCUCUACAAGAAGGACCUCCUCGGCCACUUCGGCUGUGUCAAUGCCAUUGAAUUCUCCAACAAUGGAGGCCAGUGGCUGGUCUCAGGAGGAGAUGACCGUCGGGUUCUGCUAUGGCACAUGGAACAAGCUAUCCACUCGAGAGUCAAGCCCAUACAGCUGAAAGGAGAGCACCAUUCCAACAUUUUUUGCCUGGCUUUCAACAGUGGGAACACCAAAGUAUUCUCUGGAGGAAAUGAUGAGCAAGUUAUCCUCCAUGAUGUUGAAAGCAGCGAGACCUUGGAUGUGUUUGCUCAUGAAGAUGCGGUAUAUGGCUUGUCGGUGAGCCCCGUGAAUGACAACAUUUUUGCCAGCUCCUCAGAUGAUGGCCGGGUUCUUAUCUGGGACAUCCGGGAGUCCCCCCAUGGAGAGCCUUUCUGCCUGGCAAACUAUCCAUCAGCCUUUCACAGUGUCAUGUUUAACCCUGUGGAGCCCAGGUUAUUGGCCACAGCCAAUUCAAAGGAAGGAGUGGGACUCUGGGAUAUUCGAAAACCUCAGAGUUCUCUCCUGCGCUAUGGUGGCAACCUGUCCCUCCAGAGUGCCAUGAGUGUGCGGUUCAACAGCAACGGGACCCAGCUCCUGGCCCUGAGGCGUCGCCUGCCCCCUGUGCUCUAUGACAUCCAUUCCCGCCUGCCUGUGUUCCAGUUUGACAAUCAGGGUUACUUCAACUCUUGCACCAUGAAAAGUUGCUGCUUUGCAGGGGAUCGUGACCAGUAUAUCCUUUCAGGCUCUGAUGACUUUAACCUGUAUAUGUGGAGAAUUCCUGCAGAUCCAGAAGCAGGUGGCAUUGGUAGGGUGGUCAACGGAGCCUUCAUGGUGCUGAAAGGGCAUCGGUCUAUUGUUAACCAGGUCCGAUUUAACCCUCACACCUACAUGAUCUGCUCUUCUGGUGUAGAAAAGAUUAUCAAGAUCUGGAGCCCAUACAAGCAGCCAGGAUGUACAGGAGACCUAGACGGACGGAUUGAGGAUGAUUCCCGCUGCCUCUAUACCCACGAAGAAUACAUCAGCCUUGUGCUGAACAGCGGGAGUGGCCUGUCACACGACUAUGCCAACCAGUCCGUGCAGGAAGACCCCCGGAUGAUGGCCUUCUUUGACUCAUUGGUGCGCCGAGAGAUCGAGGGCUGGAGCUCUGACUCCGACAGCGACCUCAGUGAGAGCACUAUACUCCAGCUGCACGCUGGGGUCAGCGAACGCUCAGGCUACACUGACUCAGAGUCCUCAGCCUCGCUGCCCCGUUCCCCUCCACCCACGGUGGACGAGAAUGCCGACAGCACCUUCCAUCUGGGGCCCCUGCGGGUCACCACCACCAACGCGGUGGCGUCGCCUCCACCGCCGCCCACGUGCGAGGACGCAGCCUCUCGCCAGCAGCGCCUGUCUGCCCUGCGGCGCUACCAGGACAAACGCCUCCUGGCCCUCUCCAACGAGUCCGACUCCGAGGAGAACGCCUGCGAGGUUGAGCUGGACACAGAUCUCUUCCCCCGGCCGCGGUCUCCCAGCCCUGAAGACGAGUCCAGCAGCUCCAGCAGCUCCAGCAGCUCUGAGGACCAGGAGGAGCUGAACGAGCGCCGAACCUCCACGCGGCAGCGGAACGCCAUGCGGCGCCGACAGAAGACACCCCGGGAAGAGAGGCCCACCCCUGCGAGCAAGCCCGCCAACACCUACAUUGGAGAAGACAACUACGAUUACCCCCAGAUCAAAGUGGAUGACCUCUCCUCCUCCCCGACGUCCUCCCCUGAGCGGGGCACUUCCACCCUGGAGAUUCAGCCGAGCCGAGCAUCGCCAACCUCCGACAUAGAGUCGGUUGAACGAAAAAUUUAUAAGGCUUACAAGUGGCUCCGCUACUCCUAUAUCUCCUACUCAAAUAACAAAGAUGGAGAGAGCUCCCUCGUGGCUGGGGAGGCCGACGAAGGGAGAGCCGGAACCAGCCACAAGGAUAACCCAGCCCCUUCUUCCAGUAAGGAAGCCUGUCUAAGCAUGACCAUAGCCCAGAGGAACCAGGACCUGCCCCCUGAAGGUCGCAGCAAGGAUGCUUUUAAAGAAGGGACUUCUGCUAGAAAUCCCAGCAAUGGCCCAGGCCAUGAGCACAGCAGCCACCCUUGGGCAGAGGCGCCAGAAGAUACCUCACAGGACACUAACAAUGGUAGCUCUGUAGAACAUUCUUUCGAAACCAAGAAGCUCAAUGGAAAGGCCCUGAGCAAGGCCCUAAGCAGCCGGGCUGAGGAGCCGCCCUCUCCUCCUAUCCCCAAGGCAUCUGGCUCCACUCUCAGCAGUGGGUCUGGCAGCUGUCCCAGGACCCAGUCUGAUGACAGUGAGGAGCGGAGCCCUGAAACCAUCUGUGCCAACCACAACAAUGGACGCUUACACCCCCGCCCCCCUCAUCCCCACAACAAUGGGCAGAACUUCGGGGAGCUGGAGGCAGUGGCCUGCUCUUCCCCAGGACAUUCGGACACUGACCAUGAUAACUUGUCCCUGACAGGGACGCUCCUACACAAAGAUUGUUGUGGGUCUGAAAUGGCCUGUGAGACCCCCAAUGCUGGAAUGAGAGAGGACCCCACUGACCCCCCAGACACAGACAGCAGUAGGGCUGUUCACGGCCACAGUGGCCUCAAAAGGCACCGAAUCGAAUUGGAAGAUACAGAUUCAGAGAAUUCCUCCUCAGAGAAGAAAUUAAAAACAUGAUAACUACAAAGGGAAAACAAAAAGCUAUGAAAAGUAGCUUUACAAAGAAAAUUUUUAAUCCUGUUUAGUGAACACAGAGAAAAGGAAAAAAAGUAUUAAAGGCACAUAAAACCAGGGCCUGAGAUUUUGUGUCUGAUGCUGCUCCCUUCUAUUCAAUAAUGGGUCUGAAUGUUUAGCUGGUCACUGGCUUGUGCUGUGUAAGGAGAGGUGGGGGGGGGAAAUCCAAGUGACUCCUUUCUAGUAAGACUUGAGCAUCGCGUACCUGUGCGUUUUGUUAAAGUAAAUCCUUGUUGAGACAUUUGACUUGUUCUUGUGUGUGUUCACCGGCACGUGUGAGCUCAUUGUCUCCGAGGCUUUUCUUUUGGUUCUCCAUCGGGAAGGAUCAAUGGAUCUGUAUCUUUUGCCAUCUCACCUUGUUUACAUGCUGUCAGUAUUCUGGUCUUAAUGGUGAGUGCCUGCUGAAUCCGACUGCCCUGCCAAUGAGUUGUGGAUUUAUGCUGAAAAAAUGAAGGGGAGAAUGGAAACAAGCCUUCCAUGCUGGAAGGAACACAUGGUUCCUUUCUGAAGGAAACUUUCCUUCCAUGUUUUCUCUCAGUAGCACUUCUUCAUUGAGCAUUUAAUGUGGACACACUAAAAGUGAAGUGUUUUUAAUGCUAAUGGGAGGUUAGCACUUGAGAUCAGAUUCCAGAGAACGUAGAUUCCUGGUCAACUUCACCCAUGGCAAAUUGAGCAGUGCUGGGCCACACUCUGUAUGGAGGCCAUGAACUAGAACUAGUUAUGGGGGACUGCUUUAACCAGUUAGGUACUACUUCCUAAGAGGAGCUCUAGAGGCCAGCGGGCACUUCCUUGGCCCUCUGUGAUGAAGGGAGGGGGAAAAGGCAGCUCUGAAGAGCUUGGUGCUCAGACGAUUUAAGCAGAUGUCAUAGGUAUGUUAAUGAAGAAGUGUAGUGAAGAGCAGAGUGUGGUGCCAUGUUCUUUUAAUUCAACCCAAAAUGCUUGGUCAGAAUUGAAGGAAACUGGCAUCUUCCCCCGGGCUUGCAACUAGCAGAGGCUAUGGUGUUCUGACUAGAUCUUGCAGGACAGUAGGCAUCUCUAAAUAACCGAUUCCUGUUGAGUUGGUGUGUUAGGAGGCAGAGAAGAGUCUCUGGUUUAAGGCUCCUGGCUCCUGGCAGAUACCGCAUUUCACCGAGCGGGGAAAGACCAAGAGAUUUUCAGCAUCACAGUGGUCCAUCCUUACAGUCACUUGGUCAUAGUUACACAAAGCAGGAAGACCUAGGGAUGACCAGAUAUCUCAUCAGCACAGAUGUCAUGAAAAAGCAGAAUCGUGGCAAGAAAUGAGGAAGAGAGGGAAAGAGGCACACUGUAAUUUUUCUUGGGUGCAAAUGUGCUAGACCACUUGGGGCGCGGCCAGCAUUGGCGUAGAGAGGACCGAAUGUGUGACUGAUCCAGCGUUCCUUUUAGAGGAGGGCCCGUCCUACUGGGACUGGGACCAUGUGGAGGAUGAAGACUUGGAUGAAUUUAGGCACUGGGGGAAGAAAGAUUAUUUAUAAAAGGAAGGUUGUUGAUCUCAGCCAAAAGGAGAUAUCAUCUGGCUAAGCUUUGUGAAAGGAAAGACGUGCCUGGUAUGUGUGAUGUGACUUGGGUAUGAAAACACUGUCUAAGGAGAAGGAGAUGAGGGACUAUGAGUAGCAGUGGAGAUGCUUACAAUUUAACAACUGUAAUCUCACCGGGGGCGGUGGGGGGGAGGGGGGGGAGUGGGAAAGUGAUUCUGUAACUAUUAGAAUUACUUUGGAUUUGUAAUGAAAAUGGUUCUAUGAUUUGUCUUUGACUAUUCACAGAUAAUUGUAAAUUCUGGUUUUAUAAGCCCAAGUCAUUUUACAUUUGCUUUUCCAAAAUUUAUUAAAUUGGAAUUUUUUAAUCCUUUAUAUACAAAAAAAAGAUAUCAUCACUCAGUGUGUGUUUCUCUUCCCCUUCCUAGUCAGCCUCCCUAAUCUUUUUGUUUUACCUAAUCAAGUAGGUAGCCUCUUCUGAUUUCUCUUAGGACAAUCCACUGUUCCUAGAGGAAAAGAAGUUAAGUUUCCUUGGGAAACAGCCACUUGGUGGUUAUUGUUUCCAAAUGCAGAACUUGGUCUUUCAUGUAAAAAGCCUUAAUUUCAUUUGAGUUCUCCAAAGAGAAGGCAAAGUUCAUUCUGGUUCAGUUUUAGUGUUCAAGAAAGAUCGUUUUUAGCAAGGAUAUCUCCUAUCCUUGGGAGAGACUCUUCCCAGCACCCCAGAUUCCACUUGCUAGGAGAUAAGCCCACAAGACACUCACUGGAACAGGCUGAGAAAUGCUUAUCUCCAUAGCCACUCCACUCUCACUUCCAGAAAUCUCCUGUCUUGUGAUCGUAGGCCUGGAAACCUGGCAGGAACCACUUCCAGAAUCCUUGUGAACUGAGGCCCCAACUUUGGAGGCACAUUUGAUCCCCAAAGUCUUUCAUGAUGGUAUUUUUACUAGCAGGACAGAUGGCACUGAUUAGAUUAAGAACUAUUUGAAAGUGCCUCUUAUGUUGUUUUUUUUUUUGUUUUUUGUUUUUUGUUUUUUUUUUUUCCUGUAUCCUGUAUAUAAAUUUUUUAAGUGGCUGGUCCAGAGAGGUAAAACCGUUUCUUUCCACUUUAUUUUCUGCCUGGUUUUGUAAGUAAUUCCUGUGUCUCUAGGACAGCAGUAAAUGAGUAGUUGGCUUGGGGCAAAAGAAGGUUGCAACUGUGCUUGAUUUACUAAGCCAGGAAUCCCUUGUUUGUCAAGGUGCCUUCCUCUGCUGAAGCCUUACCUCCUCACAAGCCCCUCCUCUUGUGACUCCCAGCAACGCUAGCUCUUCUCUUGUGUAUAUGCAAAUAAACCUAUUAUUCACUUC